This is a messenger RNA of Telopea speciosissima, 950 nucleotides long. RefSeq lists its product as uncharacterized. Lineage: Eukaryota; Viridiplantae; Streptophyta; Magnoliopsida; Proteales; Proteaceae. Bases 88 to 816 code for a protein of 242 amino acids. The record is from RefSeq and is a predicted model, not a curated record. The transcript has 2 exons.
CUUUCUCUCUUUCUCACACACACACACACACCUAUAUAUAGUGCUUCUUUGGGUCAUUACAUUAUGUUAGGAAAUAGGAAUUAAGCCAUGAAAUACGGGGAGAUAACCCACUUUAGCCAUCCUCAACAUAAGCUAAGGUUUGAAUACACAGAAGAUCCUUUCAAGUGUGAUGGGUGCAAAGAAGUAGGCAUAGGAUCGCGUUACAAAUGUAGCAACUGCGACUUCGACCUACACAAGCACUGUGCCCUUCCUGCUCCCUCCAUCAACCAUCCUUUCUACCCCAAGUGUUCCUUCCAGUUCCUCCCUCGACCACCUGGGGAUGUCCCUCGAUUCUGCAACGCCUGUGAGAAAGACAUAAAUGGGUUUGUCUACCACUGUAAGUCCUGCGGGUUCGACCUCCAUCCUACUUGUGCUAAUCUGCCUCGUGUUCUCGAUGAUGGUGAGGUAAAGCUCUAUCUGUACCGCAAGGUAAGUUCACCUUGCCACAAGUGUGGGAGGAAAGGUAGAAGCUGGAGUUACAGGUCUACUUGUAAGAAGUACAACUUACAUGUAGCUUGUGUGAGGGAAAUGCUUGUAGAGAGCUGGCAUGAUAUCUAUCUUGGCCGUGGAACCACUAUCAAUAACAAUAAUAAGAAGUUGGAAACAAGAAUUCCAAGCCUGAAAGGAACACUUCAGAACCACCACCGUGGUAAAGGUAAAGUGAAGAAGUGUUGUGAGCUGGCUGGGUUGGCCGUUCAGUUCAUCAUUUCGGCCGUUCUUGGAGAUCCUACAGCGAUUAUCGCCGGCGUUGUUGGAACAUUAAUAUCCAAAUCAUGAUAUCUUAGGUUGGCAUGCGUAGUAAUCAAGGGGUGGUGUGUGAGGAAAAUUAUAAAAGCCUAAAGGGGCUUAGGUUAAUGGAUUUAGUGGUAGUUUUAACUUUCAGUGACAUCUAAUGUUUGUGUUCAACUUGU